Molecule: messenger RNA, 748 nt
Organism: Neodiprion fabricii
Lineage: Eukaryota; Metazoa; Arthropoda; Insecta; Hymenoptera; Diprionidae
Gene: RpL11
Product: 60S ribosomal protein L11
Exons: 5
Coding region: 125-700 (191 amino acids)
Biological process (GO): translation
Cellular component (GO): ribosome; cytosolic large ribosomal subunit
Molecular function (GO): RNA binding; structural constituent of ribosome
Source: RefSeq, a predicted model, not a curated record
GUCGUUUAGAUCUGAACGCCGGAACCGGAAGUACAAGUGAUCAUAGUCAAGAAUUGCCGUCGCGACUCGAGGUUGCCAAAAGAGGUCUCCUAGUCGCUGUUCCUUAACCUUUUUUCUCUCCAUCAUGGCGGACGUCAAAAAAGUAGCGGAGAAAAAGACCCGAAAGGAACCAAAGGAUGCGUCCAAAAAUGUUAUGCGUGAAGUACGAAUUCGCAAACUCUGCCUUAACAUUUGCGUGGGAGAAUCCGGUGACAGACUAACGCGUGCUGCCAAGGUGUUGGAGCAGCUUACUGGACAACAGCCUGUCUUUUCUAAGGCCCGUUACACUGUACGUUCGUUUGGUAUUCGUCGUAAUGAAAAGAUUGCUGUUCACUGUACCGUAAGAGGAGCAAAAGCUGAGGAGAUACUUGAGCGUGGUCUGAAGGUACGUGAAUAUGAGUUACGCAAAGAAAACUUCUCUGGUACUGGAAACUUUGGUUUUGGUAUCCAAGAACAUAUCGACUUGGGUAUCAAGUAUGAUCCUAGCAUUGGUAUCUACGGUCUUGAUUUCUACGUCGUACUUGGACGUCCUGGUUUCAAUGUAGCUCACAGAAGAAGGAAGACUGGUAAAGUUGGCUUCCAACAUAGACUCACCAAGGAAGAUGCUAUGAAGUGGUUCCAACAGAAAUAUGACGGUAUCAUUCUGGCUGGUAAAAAGUAAUUUACUUUUCCUGUAUUUUGCUUUUGAACUACCUUAAUAAAAACAAAA